UCCCCUCACGCCGGACCCGCCAUGGACGUGAAGCGGCUGAAGGUGACCGAGCUGCGGGCCGAGCUGGGCCGGCGCGGGCUGGACGCCCGCGGGCUGAAGGUGGAGCUGGCGCAGCGGCUGCAGGAGGCCCUGGACGCCGAGAUGUUGGCGGCAGGGCCUGAGGAAGGCGGCGGAGGAGGAGGAGGAGGAGGAGGAGAGGCCGGCCGCCGCGCCCGGGGCCUGGGAGGAGGAGGAGGAGGAGGAGGAGGAGAAGCGGGGCCGGCGGGAGGCCCGGCCGGGCGGCACCAACUCGGAGGGGAGGAGGAGGAGGAGGAGGAGGAGGAGGAAGAGGAGGAGGAGGAGGAAGAAGAGGAGGAGGAGGACGAGGAAGCGCUGCUCGCCGACGAGGACGAGGCGGCCGCCGCGGCCCCCGAGGCGGCCCCGGCCCAGCCCGGCCCUCCCGGGGAGGAGGAGGAGGAGGAGGAGGAGGAGGAAGAGGAGGCGGCCCCGGCCGAGCCCACGGGCCCGGAGCCGCUGCAGCCGCCGCAGGAGGAACCGGCGGCCGAGGCCGAGUCCGAAGCGGCCGAGGGAGGAGGAGGAGGAGGAGACAGCGGCGUGAACGGGGCCGAGCGGCCGCCGGAGGAAGCGCCCAGCGGGGACGAGGCGGCCGCGGCCGAGGCCAAGGAGGAGGGAGCGCAGGCGGGGGAUGAGGAGGACAAAUCCCAGGCUGCGGGAUCCGAGGCCGAGCGGCGGGGGCUGAAGCGGCAGCGGGACGAGAAGGACGAGCACGGCCGAGCCUACUACGAGUUCCGGGAGGAGGCCUACAACAGUCGGUCCAAGUCGCCGCCGCCGCCCGAGGAGGAGCCGCGGGAGGGGGAAGAGGACGAGAGCCUCGUCAUCCUCGACACCUACACGUCGGACCUGCAGUUCCGCGCCAGCCGCGACCGCUACGGGGGCCAACCCCUGUUCCCGGAGAAGUUCCCGGGGCUCUGGGCCGGCGCCCGCAGCACCCACGGAGUCACCAAGGGCCGCGUCUGCUUCGAGGCCAAGGUGACGCAGAACCUGCCCCUCAAGGAGGGCAGCCCCGAGGCCCUUUUCCGUGUGGGUUGGUCCGUGGAUUUCUCCCACUCCCAACUGGGGGAGGACGAGUUUUCCUACGGAUACGACGGGCGGGGCCUGAAGGUGGAAAAUGGGCAGUUCGAGGAGUUCGGGCAGAGCUUCGGGGAGAACGACGUCAUCGGCUGCUUUGCGGAUUUCGAGGGCUCAGAGGAGGUGGUGGAGCUGUCGUUCUCCAAGAACGGGGAAGGGCUGGGCCCGGCUUUCCGCGUUCCCAAGGAUUCCCUGGGGGAGCGGGCGCUGCUGCCCCACGUGCUGUGCAAGGGCUGCGCCGUCGAGCUCAACUUCGGCCAGCGCGACGAGCCCUUGGCGGCCGUGCCGGACGGGUUCGUUUUCAUCCACGCCCUGCCCGCCCAGGAGCGCGUGCGCACCCCCCCGGCCCCCCGCAGCACCCAGGAGUGUUAGGUGCUGCUCAUGGUGGGGCUGCCGGGCUCCGGGAAGACCCAGUGGGCUCAGAAACAUUCCCAGGAAAACCGGGAGAAGCGCUACAACAUCCUGGGAACAGAGGCCGUCCUGCACCAGCUGCGGACGAGGGGUCCAGAGGUGGAAGAGCUGGAUGCCAAGAGCAGAGACCUGCUGACCCAGCAGGCAGCCCAGUGCCUUAGCAAGCUGGUCCAGAUUGCUCCCCGCGCCAAGCGGAACUUCAUCCUCGACCAGUGCAACGUGUACAACUCGGGGCAGCGCCGCAAGCUCUUGGCCUUCAAGGGCUUCUCCAGGAAAGUCGUGGUGAUCGUCCCGACGGACGAGGACUGGAAAAAGCGGCUGGAGCUGCGCAAGGAGGCGGAAGGGGAGGACGUUCCCGAGUCGGUGAUGCUGGAGAUGAAAGCGAAUUAUUCCCUGCCGGAAAAGAACGAUUACCUGGACGAGGUGGUGUACGGGGAGCUGGGCAAGGAGGAGGCGCAGCCCUUGGUGUCCCGGUACAAGGAGGAGGCGCGGAAGCUGCUCCCGCCCUCGGAGAAACGAGCCAACCGGCGCAACAACCGCAACAAGCGCAACCGGCAGAACCGCAACCGCGGCCAGGGAUACGUGGGGGGCCAGCGCCGGGGCUACGACAACCGCGUGUACGGCCAGCAGCAGUACUGGGGGCAGCCCGGCAACCGCGGGGGGUACCGGAACUUCUACGACCGUUACCGGGGUUACGACGAUCGGUUCUACGGCCGCGACUACAACUACGACAGAUACCGGGACUACUACCAGCAGUACAAAUGCGAGUGGCAGAACUACUACCAGGACAGAGACCGGUACUACAGGAACUACUACGGCUACCAGGGGUACCGGUGAACCCCAGCCGAGGGCGGCACUUCCCAAACACUUCCGAGGAAAUCCGGGAAGGGGGGAGGGC
Messenger RNA from Myiozetetes cayanensis, 2437 nucleotides. It is a transcript of the gene HNRNPUL2, whose product is annotated as heterogeneous nuclear ribonucleoprotein U like 2. NCBI's taxonomy places the organism in Eukaryota, Metazoa, Chordata, Aves, Passeriformes, Tyrannidae. The record is from RefSeq and is a predicted model, not a curated record. Gene Ontology annotation, molecular function: protein binding. Gene Ontology annotation, cellular component: membrane.